GUAUAAAAGUCAGAGUCAGAGUCAGUGUUGCUCAGUGCGGCAUCUGGAGUUAGACUGAAGAAGUAUCCAGAACCAGUCUUCUGCCAUCACUACAGCCUGAACCAUGAACUCAGCCACUGUUGUUCUUCUCAGCUGCCUGCUCAUCCUCUGUGCACAAGCACAGCCACACAGGUCAAAAAAAUGCAAGUGUUUGAACGGUUCAAUCAGUCACAUCAAACUGGAGCUCCUCCGGAAGAUAUCUGUGCCCGUCUUUCACAAGCCCAGCUCCUUCUGUCCUCAGCUGGAGAUUAUUAUUGUUUUGGAGAACAAGGUGAAAUGUGUGAACCCAGAGUCACCACUUGGAAAACUGCUGCAGAGAAACAAAAGCAGGCAGGAGAUUGCAGCACUGACAACAACAAGAGCCACUGUUCAACAAACUCAGGAACCUCAGCUGGUGCAUGAUGUAGUGGCAGCUCAAUAGUCACAGCUUAUUAAAUAUAUGAAUGUUGUUAAUUGUUGCAGUGUUGUAAAUAGAUCCAAAGUUCUCACUGGCUAUUUUUGGAUUUUUCUUUAAGAAAAUAUUCUUUACAUGUUUGUUAAUUAUUUGUACAUCGUUUUUACAAAAAAUAAAGCAGAAAAAACACAUUUCUUUUUUGUCAUCCAUUGUUAUAUAUGGAGAUAUGAGUAAAUUAUCUAGUUUCAUAAAGGUGACAAUUUUAUUCAUGCACCUGGACACAAUAGUGUGCUCUGUAAGAUCGUGUCUGGGUAAACCAUGCUACCAGCAGUUGUUUGCAAUCCCGCUCAUCUCAAUUCCAAGAGGAGAAUUCACAAUUUUAAAGCCAAAACUUUCGUAUGUAUAGUUAUUUUAUAAUGUUUUUUAGUUUAUUUUUUGCUAUACUUCACAAUAUAGCGAAAAUUAACAUGAUUAAAGGGAGCUAAAGGAGAACCGUGAUAUAGAGUGAAUUGUAUCUAUAUGACAGUGGUCUUUGAAAAACAUCAUCAAGAUAAUUUUAUUGAACCUGUCACUUACAGCAUCCAUCCAUCCAUCCAUUUUCAUCCGCUUAUCCGUUACCGGGUCGCAGGGGCAGCAGUCGCCACCCAAAUCACAUUGCACCGUACCAAACCUUCCUGUGGGUGGUGAGUCCACUGGACACUUACAGCAUUUGAAUAAAAAAAUAUACAAAAUUGGUAUCGUUACACGUUGACUAUAAAACUGUCACCAAUUUUCAAUGUAUUUAUCUAUUUUUGAAUUUUGUAAAUAUUACUAAUAUUACUGCAAAUAUGCAACAAAAGCCUCCGUAUAAAACACCAACACAACAACCUCAACCUAAGUCGUAACGUUAAUUUCUUCUCUUUAUUAUGUUUCCAGAGAGCUCACUGUCCAGUCAUUUAAAUCUUUGUUGUCUGAUGUCUGUAAACGUAUAAUUUAAGUUAAAACCACGUACAUACUUUUUAAAUAAAAAAUAAAGACAAACAUUAACUUAUUGUGCUUUUUCAAAAAUACAGAUCAAAAUAUGAUUACUAUGGGCAGAACAUUAGGUUUCAUAAAGAUGUUAUUCUUCAAGAAUGAAGGAGCAGACCAGGACAGAGUAGCACUACUGUGAUAUUGGUGUAGUUGGUCUCUAACUGUAAGAGGACGUGAUGGUUAGAGAUAUAAGAUUAUUUACUGAGGCAAACCCUAGUGGACAACAGCAAGGAAAGAGACACAACACACUUUAAUUUACACCAUUUAAAAAAAAUCAAUAGUUUGAUGUCAUUCUGUCAGUGUCGAGGUGUGUUUAAAUUGUAAAAUAAAAGACAAAUAAAAAAUAUUAUUCCAAAAAACAUAGUGGUUAGAAAUACUGUGGUCCAGUCAAAGACGCAGCACACUUCAGGCUAACAAGCUCCUGGACUGUUAGAUACAUAAAGCACAGUUUAACAGAUGGUCAAUAUGACUUUUAACAGCUUAGAGUCAAAAAAUGCAGUAUGUGACCGGAAAGGUUCGGUUGUGAUGUCACAAUAAAUAAAAUGACUCCGGUGGGAACACUUUCUUUGUGACUUAGUGGCGGGGUUUCCUCAAAGCAGUCGCCACUUAAAAUAAACAAGGCCUGAAGAGACACUUAACACUUUUGUCUAUAGGCAGCUGACAGGAUCUGAACCGUAUGUUGAGCAUGUGAAGACAAAGUGUCUCUCUCCAUUAAGUCUAUUAGGCCUUAAACAGACCUUGAAUGCCCCACUUUAAGUUGUUGUAAGGUUGUAGAAAUUCUUCAGUUAUAUUUUCAGAGGUUGGUUCAACAAAAGAGCCUGGUUAUGUAUUCUGCCGUGGCUUCAGCCAUUUCCAUUUCAUCAUCUGUAUUAUAGCUUUUGUGCCACAAAGUACUACGUGAGGAUUUUGAAAAUGAAUAGAAAAGUUUUUGCCAAGAGACAAAG
Cynoglossus semilaevis (tongue sole) is the source of this 2388-nucleotide messenger RNA. Its product is annotated as C-X-C motif chemokine 10-like. The coding region runs from base 104 to 460 and encodes 118 amino acids. The transcript has 4 exons. Gene Ontology annotation, biological process: immune response. NCBI's taxonomy places the organism in Eukaryota, Metazoa, Chordata, Actinopteri, Pleuronectiformes, Cynoglossidae. The record is from RefSeq and is a predicted model, not a curated record. Gene Ontology annotation, molecular function: chemokine activity. Gene Ontology annotation, cellular component: extracellular region.